Messenger RNA from Ricinus communis (castor bean), 3048 nucleotides. RefSeq lists its product as uncharacterized. Lineage: Eukaryota; Viridiplantae; Streptophyta; Magnoliopsida; Malpighiales; Euphorbiaceae. Gene Ontology annotation, biological process: protein transport. The transcript is spliced from 6 exons. The record is from RefSeq and is a predicted model, not a curated record. The coding region runs from base 436 to 2625 and encodes 729 amino acids.
UCUCACCGUCAACUACCUGACCCCGACAACCGAAAAUUCACGAUUUCAUCAAACGGUCAGGAUCAUCAAGUUCACUAAUCCCGCUGUCUGCGGGUUACCCAAAUUACCCCUGGAAACGUAACGUUAAAAUGAUGGACAAUCAUAAAAUACAAAAUCGGGGUCAUUUUCGUAAAAAAAGAAAAAGAACAAUUAAGCUCACAUGUUUAACUAAAUUAAUGGAAAAGAAAAAAGAAAAAAAGAGUCAUUUAAAAAUUGUCUAAAGAGCGCACACGAUUAGUCUCCCACUGACACCACUUCCUGGCACUCCCAAAAAAAAAAAAAGCUCUAUUGUUUUACUCUCUCUCGUUAAUGGCGGAUUUGGGACUCUGUUAGUUUGUUUCAAAGUUUACAUUCUUAAUAUUCCAAAUAAGGGACGGUCUUUAGGAAAUCUUGAAGAUGCUGGACGGGAUUCUUGGCCGAGGUUUUGCAUCAAAAUGUAAGUCAUUGAUUAAAAUGACAAAGAGUCGGAUCGAUGUUAUAAGGAGAAAGAGAAAUGCUACUUUGAAGUUUUUAAAGAAAGAUAUGGCUGAUCUGCUUUCUAAUGGACUCGAUAUCAACGCUUAUGGAAGGGCAGAUGGACUCUUAGCUGAAUUGACAUUGUCAUCUUGCUAUGAUUUUGUUGAGAAAUCUGGUGAUUUUGUGUUGAAGCAUCUUUCUAUCAUGCAAAAGAUCAGACACUGCCCUGAGGACUGUAGGGAGGCUGUAUCAUCCCUAAUGUUUGCAGCUGCUAGAUUUUCUGAUUUGCCAGAGUUACGUGAUCUUAGGGAUGUAUUUUAUGAGAGAUAUGGGAGCUCCUUGGAACUGUUUGCAAAUCAAGAGUUUGUUGGGAAUUUGUCUUCAAAGCCAUCUACAACAGAGAAGAAAGUUCAACUAAUGCAUGAAAUAGCAUCAGAAUUCAGAAUUGCAUGGGACUCCAGGGCAUUUGAACAGAGGGCAUCUAAGGAUUCUAAACCCUCUGCAUCUGCACAGGGCCAACCUAAAAUCUAUGGGCCUUCAUACACUCAUGAUGAUAAAUACAAUUCAAUCAAUGGCAAAGACACUGUUCCGAAAGUAAAACAUGAUGUUUUGCCGAAAGAAAGGCUUGAGCAUGCUAAUGAUGGGUACAGAUUGUUCAGCGAAAAAGAGAGCAAUGUCUCAAAAAGAAAUGGUUUCGAUUCUCAAUCUGGAUAUGAAGUCCCCAGCAAUGAAUACAAGCUACUAAAUGUUAGGGAAGAACCAAUUCAGAAUAGGGACACCCAUGAUAGUGUGUUCCAAGGAAGGCAAGAAGUCAUUGUGGAGAAGCAUGAAUCACAGAAGGGGGAUAUUACCUCAAAAACUGUUAGAAAUGGGUUCAAUUCUCAAUCCAGAUAUGAAGUCCCCAGCAACAGAUACCAACCACUGAAUGUUAGAGAACAACCCAAUCUGAAAAGGGAUAACCAUGAUAGUUUGUUCCAAGGAAGGCAAGAAGUAGUGGAGAAGCGUGAACCAUGGAAGGAGGAUGCAUCCCGUAGAACUGUUAGAUCAGGCAGUUCAUCUCAGAGGAAAAGAACAGAAAGUGUUGAUGGUGGAUAUAAUAUGUUUGAUGGUAGGGAGAACGCUGUACCUAAACAAGAUGAUGAAGGCACUUUAACUCAUGGAAAGCCAGAAACUUUUUCUGGUUAUACAGGAUUAUGGUCAAAGGGUGAUGGUAAAGAUUCAGUGGCUGGUUAUCAUCGCGGACCUUAUGGUGGCCAAUACAAUGCAGCCAACCCAGCAACAGAUGUUCAAGAGGAAUCAAGCAAGUUAAAUCCCUGCUGCAAUAAUGCCAUCCCCCCUCCUUACACAAAACCUAAUUCUAAACUGAAGGAUGGGAAAUAUGGAGGCAAUUUAGGAUCUUCAGUUUCAGGUGCUGAUGUGUAUGUAGACCCAAAAGAUCCUUCAAGGAACAACAGAGUCUAUGCUACUAAUAGAUCAGAGAAAAUUCUACAAGAAGCAUAUUAUUUUGACCAUGAAAGGCAGAGUGUUGGAACCACAAGAGCAAAUGGUAAUGGGCAUGAGAACGAUAAUAAGCACAAGGAUGAUGCUAUUAGUAAUCCGAUUCCAAAACCUAGAUCUUCAAGACGGAAGCAUUCAAGAUCACAUGCUGGCCAUGAUGAUGUUGGCAAUUUGGAGGGCACAGGAGUUGUGAAGAGGAGAUCAAGAAGCAGGAGAAGGGAUGACUCGAGGCGAGGCUUGCAGGUUUUGUUUGAUGAUGAUCCACAUUAUAAUGAUGAAGAGGAAAGGAUUAUAGAUAAACUGCUGAUUCAUUAUAGUAAGAAACCAUCGGCCGGUGAACCUGGAAGGGUCAGAAGAAAGUCCAAAAGUCAUCAGGCAGAUGACCAAGGCAUUGAAGAUAGGUCCCCACAGCACAGCAGCAAAGAUGGGGCUGAUGAAAUCUUGGAGAUGCUUCCACCACCCCGAUCAAUUUCCCUCCCGCGUGAACAAACAGCUCCAUCUGAGGCAACAAAAGUGUUUACUCGUGCUGCUUCUUUCCAGCCAGAUGGGUCAAACCCAGCUAAGCAUGUGCAUCCCAAGUUACCUGAUUAUGAUGACUUGGCUGCUCGGUUUGCAGCUUUGAAAGGGAGGUAAAUCCUUUGACCAGCCAGUAUCAGCAUCCUUCUUGUUCAUCACAAUGAGUGCACUGGAAUAUAUCAUCUUACAUUUUUUCCAUAAGCGAGUCCAAUACUGAUUUGCAAGAAGAGAGACUUGUCAUGUUUCAAUCAGCAAUGGCUGAAAUACUUGCUAUAGGUGUGGCCUUGCGAAGAAAUGCAAUUUAACAGUAAAUUCAAGCAUGGCACUUGUGGGUUUGUACUUGUAAUAUCACUUCAAUUUCCAAAGCUUUAGGGUGUAAAAUUUGUGUUGUGCAUGUAACUUCAAAUGACAAAGAUGCUACAUGGUUGAUUGAUACAAAUUGAGAUAAAAGAUUAAUCAUACUAGAAUGUGAUACCACUUGAUAAUACUAAUUACCAGCUGUAUUUUUCCCUUCUCUUUAUUGGAUAUUAAGUUUUUACA